AUGGUUUCCAGGUUUCUUCAUCAGAAUAACUCAUUGUCAUUCAGGCUGGUGCCUUCAAUCCUUACUUAUUACUAUCGUCUUGGUCCAGUCAUGUUGUUUCUUCUACUGCGUCGCCACUGUCCUCGAUGUGCUUGGUCAAUACCUCCUGCACUAGCGCUGCCUGCAACAGAAAAUUGGGAAAGUCUAAACCUCAUUGUAUUGUACAACCUGCAACAAGACAAACAACGUUGGCUUAAUCAGGCUUUCACGGUCUCCUGUAUCAUUACGGAUGAUGCUGAUUUGGAGAAGCUUGAUCCUUCGGAGUCACAUGCCCUUCUUACGGCAGCGGAACUCAGUGACAAAAAGAGAAAGACGUCUAACAUGGAAACCAAUACAAUCCUUGGAGAUACGGCAGAUGAUGAAUUGGAGGCAAACUCGAACCUUUGGUUGGGAAACCAACAUCACACUUGGGACCAAACGUCUCCGAGUCCGCUGCCAGAAAAGAAAGAGAAGCGUCCAAGUCUUGAGAACUAA
Molecule: messenger RNA, 513 nt
Organism: Microthlaspi erraticum
Lineage: Eukaryota; Viridiplantae; Streptophyta; Magnoliopsida; Brassicales; Brassicaceae
Source: the annotation of a GenBank genome assembly